AUGGGCAUUGCAACUGCUCUUGUGAUUCUUCUGGUGGCAGCUCCAGCGGUUCACGCGGUGGAUCACAUCGUUGGUGACAGCUCCGGAUGGUCAACUCUUGGCGACUAUGCAACUUGGGCUUCCGGAAAAACAUUUAAUGCGGGUGAUAGUCUUGUGUUCAAUUAUGAUGGGAGCCAUAAAGUGGAUGUAGUAAGCAAAGAUGGGUAUGAAAAUUGCGACUCAAGUAAUGUUUUGGAGUCCCAUCAAGGUGGAAGUACUACCAUAAAACUAAAAGACGCCGGUCCAAUGUACUUCAUAUGUCCUUCACUCGGCCAUUGUAGCGGUGGCAUGAAGCUUGCUAUCACUGUUGCAGCUAUUGUUACUAACACUCCACCUGCCUCUUCUUCUGGUGGCACCACCACUCCUUCCACUAAAUCGUAA
Messenger RNA from Carica papaya (papaya), 420 nucleotides. Lineage: Eukaryota; Viridiplantae; Streptophyta; Magnoliopsida; Brassicales; Caricaceae. The record is from RefSeq and is a predicted model, not a curated record.